UCAUUUUAUUAAUUCAUUAAUUAAUAUUACAAUCCCCUCCCUCUCUCUCUUUCUCUCUCACAGAUACACCGAUACACACACUUUAAUUUUCUCUCUCUCUCUCUCUCUCUCACAGCUCCAUACAUCGAAGAAAGAAAAUGCCGGCGGCGGCGGCGGCGGCGCACAGCUUCUCCUCCUCCGUGAGGCUCAAGUACGUGAAACUAGGGUACCAGUACCUGGUGAACCACAUCCUCACCUUCAUCCUCGUCCCCGUCAUCCUCGCCGCCGCCCUCGAACUCCUCCGCCUCGGCCCACACGACCUCCUCGCCAUCUGGCGCUCCCUCCAGCUCGACCUCCUCCACAUCCUCUGCUCCGCCUUCCUCCUCCUCUCCAUCGCCACCGUCUACUUCAUGUCCAAGCCCCGCUCCAUCUACCUCCUCGACUACUCCUGCUACAAACCCCCCGUCACCUGCCGCGUCCCCUUCUCCACCUUCAUGGAACAUUCCAGACUCAUCCUCAAAGACAACCCUAAGUCCGUCGACUUCCAAAUGCGCAUCCUCGAACGCUCCGGCCUCGGCGAGGAGACCUGCCUCCCGCCGGCGAUUCAUUACAUCCCUCCGACGCCGACCAUGGAAGCCGCCAGGGGCGAGGCCCAGAUCGUCAUCUUCUCCGCCAUUGAUGCUCUCAUGGAGAAGACCGGAAUCCGGCCCAAGGACAUCGACAUUCUUAUCGUUAAUUGCAGCCUGUUUUCUCCGACGCCGUCGCUGUCGGCGAUGGUGGUGAACCAGUACAAGCUGCGGAGCAACAUCAAGAGCUACAAUCUCUCCGGCAUGGGCUGCAGCGCCGGCCUGAUCUCCAUUGAUUUAGCUCGCGAUUUGCUCCAAGUUCACCCCAAUUCCUACGCCCUCGUCGUCAGCACCGAAAUCAUCACCCCCAAUUACUACCAGGGAUCGGAGCGGGCAAUGCUCCUCCCCAAUUGCCUCUUCCGGAUGGGCGGCGCCGCCAUCCUCCUCUCCAACAAAAGCCGGGAGAGCCGCCGCGCCAAGUACAAGCUCGUCCACGUCGUCCGGACCCACAAAGGCGCCGACGACAAAGCCUACCGCUGCGUCUACGAGCAGGAGGACCCUCAGGGGAAGGUCGGAAUCAAUCUGUCGAAAGACCUGAUGGUGAUCGCCGGCGAGGCUCUGAAAUCGAACAUCACCACCAUCGGCCCGCUGGUCCUGCCGGCGUCGGAGCAGCUCCUCUUCCUCUUCACCCUAAUCGGCCGGAAAAUCUUCAACCCCAAAUGGAAACCCUACAUUCCCGAUUUCAAGCAAGCCUUCGAGCACUUCUGCAUCCACGCCGGCGGCCGCGCCGUCAUCGAUGAGCUCCAGAAAAACCUCCAGCUCUCGUCGGAGCACGUCGAAGCUUCCCGGAUGACUCUCCAUCGCUUCGGCAAUACGUCGUCGUCUUCCCUCUGGUACGAGCUGAGCUACAUCGAAUCUAAAGGGCGGAUGCGGCGGGGCGACCGCGUCUGGCAGAUCGCCUUCGGCAGCGGAUUCAAGUGCAACAGCGCCGUCUGGAAGUGCAACCGCACCAUUAAAACUCCGGUCGACGGCCCAUGGAAGGACUGCAUCGACAGGUAUCCCGUCCACAUUCCAGAAAUCGUCAAGCUCUGAUCAUCCGCCAUUAAAGAGGGCAACAACCAAGGUCGAUUAAUUCCAUACAUACAAUUAAAGAUUUACAAUAUACAUAUAUAUUAUUUAUAUAUAUAUAUAUAUAUCGUCAUAUAUAUCUAUAUCAUAUUGGAAAGUGAAUCAAUUACUGUAUGUGCUAUUCUCUCCAGAAAUUGUUGAUGAUCCAUGUUUAAUUUUCUCUCA
This is a messenger RNA of Andrographis paniculata, 1838 nucleotides long. Its product is annotated as 3-ketoacyl-CoA synthase 6. The transcript has a single exon. Gene Ontology annotation, molecular function: acyltransferase activity, transferring groups other than amino-acyl groups. The record is from RefSeq and is a predicted model, not a curated record. Gene Ontology annotation, cellular component: membrane. Gene Ontology annotation, biological process: fatty acid biosynthetic process. Bases 138 to 1637 code for a protein of 499 amino acids. NCBI's taxonomy places the organism in Eukaryota, Viridiplantae, Streptophyta, Magnoliopsida, Lamiales, Acanthaceae.